Molecule: messenger RNA, 1440 nt
Organism: Parathielavia appendiculata
Lineage: Eukaryota; Fungi; Ascomycota; Sordariomycetes; Sordariales; Chaetomiaceae
Product: Phosphoadenosine phosphosulfate reductase thioredoxin
Exons: 1
Coding region: 484-1383 (299 amino acids)
Cellular component (GO): cytoplasm
Molecular function (GO): phosphoadenylyl-sulfate reductase (thioredoxin) activity
Source: RefSeq, a predicted model, not a curated record
CCACACUCUAGUGAAAAGCUUCUUGAAAAUGCGCCCUUAACAGCGGCGCCGCCAUGUUGACCCGGGUUCCACGGUCUGGGACCAAUACCAGAUCGUCCUUGCCAUGUGGAAGCCUUCAGGAUAUGACGAGGAAUAUCGAGAAGGCAGGCAUUAGUAAUGUUACUGAUUUGUGGGAAACUCACCAGCCUAAUUCCCAUGCCAGCAUUAUAUGAUCUGAGGUGUUCCUCGGAGGCAGAUAUCCUGCGAGACGCUCGAACAGGCAUGCCAUUAGAACCUCCCUCCGUGCUGCUUUGAUACAACCCAGCCCCUCUUGUGUGCUUUUACCCCCCUUUGGCGCAAUUCCCGCAGCGACUUCAACACUCUCUCCCCAUCCCCUUCCUCUGCAGGCCAAACUUCAACGCAUCGUCCUCAGUUCACUCAUCCUCUUGAGUUCUGGCCGUUCACCCACUUCCUCAUCGCCCCGUACAACAACCCGUCUUCAACAUGGCCGACGACUCGCGCACCGAAACAUCCUCUCAGCUGUCCUCACCGGCAGACCAUGGGUCAGUCGACUCCGGGUUCGUAUCGCCAAACCUGUCAACUGUCAGCCUGCCGCGGAUAGCCCUCACCCAGCCGCACCUCCAGCACCUCAACAAGCAGCUCGAGUCCAUGCACCCCAGGGACAUUCUCCGUUUCUGCAAGAUCUUCUUCCCCAGCCUCUACCAGUCGACGGCCUUCGGCCUGACCGGACUCGUCACCGUCGACAUGCUCUCCAAGCUGGACAAGGAGUCGCCCGAUUCGCAGCAGAUUGACCUCAUCUUCCUCGACACCCUCUACCACUUCCAGGAGACGUACGACCUCGUUGAGCGCGUCAAGGAGCGGUACAACGUCAAGGUCCACGUGUUCAAGCCGGCCGAUGUCGAGACUGUCGAGCAGUUCGAGGCGCUGUACGGCGAGAAGUUGUACGAGACCUCAUCCGACCUGUACGACUGGAUCGCCAAGGUGGAGCCGCUGCAGCGCGCCUACUCCGAGCUCAAGGUGGCCGCCGUGCUCACGGGCCGGCGCCGGUCGCAGGGGGGACAGCGCGGGAGUCUCCCCGUCAUCGAGUUGGACGACGAGCGCGGCGUCAUCAAGAUCAACCCGUUCGCCAACUGGUCCUUCGCCCAAGUCAAGGACUAUAUCACAGAGCACAAUGUGCCCUACAACGCCCUCCUUGACCGGGGAUACAAGUCGGUCGGCGAUUGGCACUCGACGGUCCCCGUCGCCGAGGGCGAGGACGAGCGUGCCGGCCGGUGGAAGGGCCAGGACAAGACCGAGUGCGGCAUCCACAACAAGCAGAGCCGGUAUGCCCAAUGGCUCGUCCAGCAAGCGGCACGUCAGCAGGGACAGCAGGUUCAGGCCUGAAGUUCUCGAGAGAGUGGCCACAGGUCGCCUCUACCUAAUCGCCUAAAGUCCGUUGAA